Messenger RNA from Malurus melanocephalus (red-backed fairy wren), 1615 nucleotides. RefSeq names its product acyl-CoA thioesterase 8 (gene ACOT8). NCBI's taxonomy places the organism in Eukaryota, Metazoa, Chordata, Aves, Passeriformes, Maluridae. Gene Ontology annotation, molecular function: fatty acyl-CoA hydrolase activity. Gene Ontology annotation, biological process: fatty acid catabolic process; acyl-CoA metabolic process. The record is from RefSeq and is a predicted model, not a curated record. The transcript is spliced from 7 exons. Bases 225 to 1262 code for a protein of 345 amino acids. Gene Ontology annotation, cellular component: peroxisomal matrix.
ACUAGUGAGUGACCUUGCAGCCUUUGUGCACACAAGCAGAUCCACCAGCUAAGAUGGAAAGGAAACGRCAUCACUACCCCCACUUGGAGAAGUGAAGGCUGUGGAAUCAAGUGSUCCCAGAGGGAAACCUGAUAUCACCUUUCCACUGCAGUGAGGUGGCGAACCAACCAGCCUAGAGAAUUCUGACAGCUUAGAGGUGAUUGACGGCUCUCCAGUCCAAUCAGAUGGCGGUCCGCGCCCCGCGGGUGGGCGGUGUUUCCUGGUCCGCCGUGCGGGUCGGGUCGCGGCGCCGGUGCCGGSUCGCGGAGGUGAUGGGGACUCCGGGCGGCGCCGGCGGGCMGGGAUCCGAGCCGCCACCGCCCGGGGACUUGCGCAGCGUGCUGAUCACCAGCGUGCUGAACUUGGAGCGGCUGGAGGUUGACCUCUUCAGGGGCCGGCACCACUGGGUGCCCGCCACACAGCGCCUCUUCGGCGGGCAGAUCGUGGGGCAGGCGCUGGUGGCGGCCGCCCGCUCCGUGAGCCGUGAMGAGCAGGUGCACUCCCUGCACUGCUACUUCGUGCGAGCAGGGGACCCCAAGGUGCCGGUGCUGUACGAGGUGGAGCGGACCCGUACAGGGAAGAGUUUCUCCGUUCGCUCUGUAAAGGCCAUCCAGCAUGGAAAGCCAAUCUUCACCUGCCAGGCCUCCUUCCAGCUCUCCCAGGAGAGCCCAGUGCAGCACCAGUUCACCAUGCCAGCCGUGCCACCCCCCGAGGAGCUGUUGACACAGGACGAGCUCAUCCAGAAAUUCCUACAAAAUCCUAACUUGGCUGAGAGAUACAGGAAGCAACUCACCAAGAUCCAAGCCGAAGAUGUGCCGAUUGACAUUAAACCCGUGAACCCACCGGACACAUUCAGCUCAGAGCCACAGGAGCCAAAGCAGCUCUUCUGGGUGCGAGCACGAGGCUACAUAGGGGAGACUGACAUGAAAGUGCACUGCUGCGUGGCCGCCUACAUCUCUGACUACGCCUUCCUGGGCACGGCCCUGCUCCCACACCGGCAGUACCGCAUCAAGUUCAUGGUGUCCCUCGACCAUUCCAUGUGGUUCCACGCACCCUUCAGAGCUGACCACUGGAUGUUGUACGAGUGUGAGAGCCCCUGGUCGGGUGGGUGCCGGGGCCUCGUGCAGGGACGGYUGUGGCGCAGGGACGGGGUCCUGGCUGUCACCUGCGCGCAGGAAGGUGUCAUCAGGGUGGAACAGACGUCAAACCAGAGCAAGCUCUAGCUGAGGAGACCCUACAGGUUGGGGCUCAGGCAUGCCGAGGAAGGGAGCUUGGGACCAAGACAGGACCUGGACAGGAAAAAGGAGACCAGGUGGGAUUCAGCACUGUGGGGAGUCCUGGUGCUGGAGGUAUCUGCAACAGUGACCAACAGAGCAUYGCUGCAACCAGCUGCUAGCUGCACACCAUGUAACCACACACUGCCAUCAGCUAUCCUUCACCCACCUUAAAAUAAAGCUGUUGGGUGAAGAGCUGGACUCUGUCCCUGGAAUUUGUCCUCUUGGACCUGUGACUAUGCUUGCCCAAGGGCAGGCAGUGCCAGGGGCAUAGUGGGUCGGCUCUGCCCCUAUCGCAUUUG